AGUUUUCAGAAAGCCUUCAAACGAAAGGUCAGUCUAGUUCGAAAAAAUUCAAAAUAAGACGUCAAGAUAAAAGCAAAACAAACGGAGAAAUGGAUUUCGGUACAAACGUGUUUGACCGUUUGGAUGCGUGGACUAAUAAUGAAGUGAAGCCCGGUGAAAUGGGACGCAUCUUGGCCCUUCUUCUGACCCUGAUAGUGAUCAGCUCUGCCAUUGUCGGUGUGGCUCGCAUAAUGGUAUCUCUGGCCAUACCAACCUUGGUUAUUGUGGCCCUUUUGAUGGCAUACCACAUCGUCACUCCCUCGGAAAUAAAAGAUGCUCUCAUGGAUGUGCCCGAUAUUCUAACAUCGUGUACGAACUUUAUAUCCGGCCUUUUUUGCAAGUUGAGGGCAAACUAAAAUUCUUUUAAAUUUUUUAUAAAUUAGAUAUGUAUUGGAUAAUCUUCUGGUAUUCAUAUGGCGUCGCUUUAAUAUAACAAA
Messenger RNA from Drosophila mauritiana, 476 nucleotides. RefSeq lists its product as uncharacterized. The transcript has a single exon. Bases 90 to 395 code for a protein of 101 amino acids. Lineage: Eukaryota; Metazoa; Arthropoda; Insecta; Diptera; Drosophilidae. The record is from RefSeq and is a predicted model, not a curated record.